AUGUACCUCUGGAAGAAGGGGUCGCCAGCCAGGCGUCCCUCGAAGCCGGAUGCCGGUGCCGCGCUGCUCAUGGCGCGCGCCGGGCGCAAAACCCCCUCGUCUGCCCGCACAGCCGCAGCGAGGCCGGAGAGCUGGUCGUCCUUGACCCCCUACGGCUUCGUCAAGCGUGAGGUGCCAGUGGCGGGUGUCGGCGCUGCGAUCGGCGCGUCGAUACUCGCUGCUGGGCAAAUCGAGGCCCCAGGAGGUCUCCUACGCUGGGAACAUGCCCGGACGGGACACCCAGCCUCGACCGCCACGUCGUCAAGCUCGGCACAGCCGACGGUGCGCUCUUCACCGUCUGGCUCGACUACCGCCAGCAAGACGAUCGACGCGGUCGACGGAGCCUCCUCCCCCCUCCCUCCCCAGCAAGUCCCGGUCACGGUCGCCGGCAAGCUCAUCUCGGCUCCUCGGCCCCUGGUUCCACAGGCGUCGAGGACCGUGUGGGUUCUACCCCCCGGCUGUCUCCCGGACUCGCGUGAGUUCCCCGACGUGGCAGGCAUGCCGUCCCUCCCCCUGUUCGCCGGGGUGGGGACCUCGCAGCAGCUGCCCGUCGGAAACCUGGCGACGCCCGCCACCGCCGCGAACAUCGGCGGAGGCGCCACGAGCGCGCCAGCGAACUCGGCCCCCAGCUCGGCGGCAACGCCCAUCGUCCAGCCCGUUGCUGCCCAUGGCAACGUGGUUUCGACUCCGCCGAGCGCCCCUUCGACGACGCCGCCACAGGCCCAGCCCGCUACCGCUCAGGGUAACGAGGUUGGCACGCCGUCGACCCCCAACUCCGCGACACCGCCCAUCGCCGAGGCCCCUGCCGCUCAGGGCAGUACCUCUGGCACGUCGUCGCGGGGUCAGCGCUCCGCCCCCACGCCUACCACCGGGUCGAGCGCCAACGGCGGUUGGGGAGGCUGGCAGAACCUUGCCCCUCCCCCGUCGCUCGCCAAGCUGGUCGACAAGCCCGGUCGGGGACGCAAGCCCCGAACCACCCGCCCGGGCCCGUCGCCACUCAGCUCUUCCUUCGUGGCGGAACCCGAGUUCCCCGAGCUGGGACUCGCGGACGCUCCGUCGGUGAGCUCGUCGAAGGUGGUGGCGCUCUGGUCGCCGCCUCCGACACCCCCGGCCAAGGGGACCGACAGCACUGGGCCGUCCAGGCGUGCCAUCGGUCCCACAAGGCCACCCUCGGUGGUGCUGGCCUCGGGACGGUCGAUUUCUCGGCCCAUCCCAAGGCCCGGUACGGUCUUUGAGGCCGGAUCGGGCGUUAGCCCAAUGCGCCUCGCACCCCGCCCGCCGACCGCCACGACCCCAUCCGGUCGUCGGGAGCUGAUCCUCCCUGCCGGGCUUUCGCCCCAGGGUCGCGCAGCACCCCCUGCCCCUACGCCUACCCCCGGGCAGGGUGUCGUCGCCAAGGUCACCGCUGUCUGGCGCGGGUUCUUCCCGAGCCGUGACCGCGGCGACGACAGCAAGUAG
Molecule: messenger RNA, 1497 nt
Organism: Vanrija pseudolonga
Lineage: Eukaryota; Fungi; Basidiomycota; Tremellomycetes; Trichosporonales; Trichosporonaceae
Exons: 2
Coding region: 1-1497 (498 amino acids)
Source: RefSeq, a predicted model, not a curated record